UAGUGCUUUAGACCUGCUAGACCCAAGCACUGUAUUAUUGGAGUAGGUUGCAUGUUUCUUCAUACUUGGAAGCACAAGGGGUGGACUGACAACUCAUGGGGCCCAGACAUUAGGGGAUCAUGGGGCCCCUCUGUCCUUGCCCAAACUCAAAAAAGCCUAUGAAAAAGGUACCAGGGGCAUCUCAUGGGGCCCCCUACUGACCCCGGGCCUUCGAACAGUGCCCGAGUUUCCAAAUGGUCAGCCCGCCCCUGC
Molecule: messenger RNA, 252 nt
Organism: Staurois parvus
Lineage: Eukaryota; Metazoa; Chordata; Amphibia; Anura; Ranidae
Source: the annotation of a GenBank genome assembly